Messenger RNA from Hydractinia symbiolongicarpus, 507 nucleotides. RefSeq names its product 28S ribosomal protein S2, mitochondrial-like. NCBI's taxonomy places the organism in Eukaryota, Metazoa, Cnidaria, Hydrozoa, Anthoathecata, Hydractiniidae. Gene Ontology annotation, biological process: translation. Gene Ontology annotation, cellular component: mitochondrial small ribosomal subunit; ribosome. The coding region runs from base 1 to 507 and encodes 168 amino acids. The record is from RefSeq and is a predicted model, not a curated record. The transcript has 3 exons. Gene Ontology annotation, molecular function: structural constituent of ribosome.
AUGACGACCAACCCGCGGUACGAUUAUCUAAUACAAAAGACUGCCCGUGCGUCGGGUGAAUACUUCGUAACACGUGGAUGGCAGAAAGGAAUGCUAACAAACUCUUAUAAGAUGCUUGGAACUGACAGACUCCCGGACCUGAUAAUCGCGUUUAAUUUGUCGCGAUUCGAGCGAAUACGAGAAGCGAUAACAGAAUCAGCCAUGUGUAAUAUUCCAACCAUUGGAAUAAUCGACACAGACUGCGACCCUCGGUUGAUCACCUAUCCGGUCCCGGGGAACGAUGACACACCUGAAUCUGUGGAAUUAUUCUGUGAUAUUUUUAAGCGUGCAAUACUCAACGCGAAACAGCAGAGAGACAUUGACGGCGAAUGCGCUGGCGAUGGUGAUAUUUUGUACAAUUCGGUUUGGAUACGCAGUGACAUUUAUGAGGAUAAAAUUAUGACGUCACGCUAUAUUUUUUUAAAGUUUCGGAUCAAUAAGGACAGUGUCCCUGAUUUUCAAAUGUAA